AUGCCCACCCCAGGCCCCAGCCAUGGUGGCCGAGACGUGCUGCCCUGCAUGUGUGGCUCCAGAACAGACCGGGCUGAAUACGGUUGCUGUCACUCCUGGGAAAUGCCCCAGCACGUGAUGGGGGACAAGCCCUUCGUCUCCAUGCCGCAGCUGGUGCUCCCCAGCCCGCCCUCUGCCCUGGACGACAGGUGUGGCCACACCCCCUCCAGCAGGCGGGCCAUGGCAGCUGGGCCGCGGAGCUCGGAGUGUGGCUGGCGGGCCUUCACCCCCAAAUGCCUGCAGGCCCUCAACACCCCGCGGGGCUUCCUGGGCUUCCUGUGCGCUGCCUCCUUCCUGCAGGGCAUGACCGUGAACGGCUUCAUCAACACGGUCAUCACCUCCAUCGAGCGGCGCUACGACCUGCACAGCUACCAAAGCGGCCUCAUCGCCAGCACCUACGACCUGGCCGCCUGCCUCUGCCUCACCUUCGUCAGCUACUUCGGCGGCAAUGGACACAAGCCCCGCUGGCUGGGCUGGGGUGUGCUGCUCAUGGGCGCCGGCUCGCUGGUGUUCGCGCUGCCCCACUUCACCACGGGCCCCUACCAGGUGGAGGUGGACGAGGGCCUCGGGCUGUGCCGGGCCAACCGCAGCGUGGCAUGUGGGGACCGCGCCUCGAGCCUGUCCAGCUACCGGCUGGUCUUUAUGCUGGGCCAGUUCCUGCACGGAGCGGGUGCCACGCCCCUGUACACGCUGGGGGUCACCUACCUGGAUGAGAACGUCAAGUCCAGCUACUCGCCCGUCUACAUCGCCAUCUUCUACACGGCGGCCAUCCUCGGCCCCGCAGCCGGCUACCUGAUCGGAGGCGCCCUGCUGAACAUUUACACGGAAAUCGGCCGACGGACCGAGCUGACCACCGAGAGCCCGCUGUGGGUUGGUGCCUGGUGGGUGGGCUUCCUGGGCUCCGGGGCCGCUGCCUUCUUCAUUGCAGUUCCCAUCCUCGGCUACCCGCGGCAGCUGCCAGGCUCCCAGCGCUACGUGGCCAUGAGAGCCUCCGAGACACACCAGCUGAAGGACAGGGGCCCCCAGGCGGCCCGCAGCCCCGGCUUCGGGAAAACCAUCAGAGACCUGCCUCUUUCCAUCUGGCUCCUCCUGAAGAACCCCGUGUUCAUCCUGCUCUGCCUGGCUGGGGCCACCGAGGCCACGCUCAUCGCUGGCAUGUCCACGUUCGGCCCCAAGUUCCUCGAGUCCCAAUUCAGCCUCAGCACCUCGGAAGCCGCCACCUUGUUUGGGUACCUGGUGGUGCCGGCGGGUGGGGGCGGCACCUUCCUGGGCGGCUUCUUUGUGAACAAGCUGAAGCUCCGUGGCUCGAGCAUCAUCAAGUUCUGCCUGACCUGCUCCCUGACCAGCCUGCUGGCCAUCCUGGUCUUCUUUGCGCACUGCCCCAACGUGCCCAUGGCGGGCGUGACGGCCCAUCACAACGGCAGGUAAGGGCCCUGCGCUCCAGUUGGGGUUCACGGCGAGGCCACCCGGCACUGGCUGCCGCCCACCACCCGCGUCUCCCACCUAGGCCCUGGCGGCCAGAAGGUGUACCGAGACUGUAGGUGUGUCCUUCAGAAUUUUUCCUCUGGUUUUGGCCAUGCUACUGCAGGGAAAUGCACUUCAACUUGUCAGAGCAAGCCCCUCCUUCUGGUUUUCAUAUUCGUUGUAAUUACCUUUACAUUCCUCAGCAGCAUUCCCGCGCUGACCGCCACCCUACGGUGCGUCGGCGACCAGCAGAGGUCCUUCGCGCUGGGAAUCCAGUGGAUCGUGGUUAGGACUCUAGGGGGCAUCCCAGGGCCCAUUGCCUUCGGCUGGGUGAUUGACAAGGCGUGCCUGCUGUGGCAGGACCAGUGUGGCCAGCAGGGCUCCUGCUUCCUGUACCAGAACGCAACCAUGAGCCGGUACAUGCUCAUCGCCGGGCUGGUGUACAAGGUGCUGGGCUUCCUCUUCUUCGCCGCUGCGUACGUCCUGUACACGUGCCUGCCGGGGUCUCCCCAGGGCCUGGAAGCUUCUCUGCCCAGCCAGUCCUCGGCCUCGGACAGCCCCUCAGACCUCCAAGGUGCCCCCUCAGACCUCCAGAGCAACGUCUGAUGCCUGCCCGCCCACCGGACCCGGGCCGGCACUCAGCGUUCCCCAAAAACCACCGGCUAGCUUCUCCACAGCGGGCUGGCCCCUCACAAUUGCUCCCAGUCUGAGGACUCUUAGAAAACCUCCCAUUAGAUUCUGGGGGGCUCAAGGCAGGAGGGCUGCUGCUCAUGUCUGAGCCUGGGAGGCGGCAAGGAGGACUGUAAGGCAUGGGAAAUGCUGGGGGGGGGGGUGGCGGCCCCCCUGCGGCCCCGCCCGGUGAAGCACCGCCUCCACUCCAGGCCCUGGCCUCACACUCCCGGCUCCCCGGGGACACAGUGGACGCGUUGGCGUUGACGGGCCUCGCUGCUGGCGCUGUGCCCGCUUUGGUUCUGGGUCCUCAGGGAGGGGCCGCCGCUGGUGGGAAGCACUGAGUGCUGGCGGCCGCUGGUGCACAGCCCUGACUUCCUGUGUUCGUCCUGGGGAGGGGCGGCCCAUUUCCGGGUGUGCUCCCCAAGGAGCCAGCUCCUUAUUCACCUGCUGUCACCUCCUGUCCCUGCCGCAGGACCCCGGUGGGAUGGGCGCAUAUAUUUAUGGACCAUUUGCAUAAACGCUUAUUUCUAGGAUCGGUUUCCUACCUGCUGGCUGCUGGGUGAGCGCUCGCUCAGCAGAACCUGUGAUUGCCGCCUGAGGGCGUCGUACUUUCAUGGGAUUGUGUUUCCUGGUGUCCUCAGUCAAUCAUGUGUGUAAAUAUAUUUUACUAUUUAAAACCUA
This is a messenger RNA of Myotis brandtii (Brandt's bat), 2856 nucleotides long. RefSeq names its product solute carrier organic anion transporter family, member 4A1 (gene SLCO4A1). The record is from RefSeq and is a predicted model, not a curated record. NCBI's taxonomy places the organism in Eukaryota, Metazoa, Chordata, Mammalia, Chiroptera, Vespertilionidae. Gene Ontology annotation, biological process: sodium-independent organic anion transport; transmembrane transport. Gene Ontology annotation, cellular component: membrane.